CCCCUCAUCACCUGUGGGAACCUAGCAGUUCUGUUCUGCCCCCCAGCCUCCUUGAUGAAUUGAGAUAGCUGGAUACCCGUGUGGCCCUUCUAUUAGAUAUCACUUAGAAGUCGGCACAUGAAACUGCUGGGUACUGGGUCCCGUCCAGUCAGUGGUUUCUCUCCAUGCUGGCUUGGGAAUGGGAACCUUCGUGGGCUUGGAAAGGGCUCCCGUUCUCCGCUGACUUUGAGUCAGAAGUGAGAUCCCCGCCCCUUCAGCGGUCUGGCCCCCCCACCCCUGCCCGGGCCGCCCUCCCACGGCAGGCCGCUGUUCCCCGCCCCGUGCCUGGGGCCCUUGCUUCCCCUCGGGCUGUGUGGGGUCAAAGAACGAGGUCAUCCGGGCUUUUCUUGCCUGACCUUUAACCUGAGCCGCGGGGGUUGGGCCCGUCCGUCCGGCACGCGCGGUCAGUCGGUGACGGGAGGGCGCCUGCGACGACCGUUGGGGCCGGGGGGUGCGGUCUCAGCGGCCGCUCGGUGAGGACGCGGCCGUGGGCCUCCGCUCGGGGCCGCCGCGGAGUGCCGGGUGGGUCGGGCCGGAGCCUGAGAGCGGAGGGGCUGCGGGCCCGGGUGAGGGGUGGGUGGCCUGGAGCCGCGGGGCAGGAGGGGAGGAGGGCCGGGGCUCCGGCUCCGUCGCCGGCUGCUCCCUCCCGGAGAACCGCGGGCCGCACCCGUCCCUACGGGGAGAAAAGCGUCUGGAGUAUGGGUUUCCCUGCUCUCCGGCCUGUGGCGUGGGAUCAAACUCAAAUUGUAGCAAAUACCCCAUUCGGGGGAGGUUUACCACCUCACCUGUAAUAUUAUUUUCACAUUGCUCUGGUCAUUUCCAGUGUAUUAUAUAAUAAAGACAUGGUCGCUUCUAGGGGAGAUGUCUGAAAAACUGAGAAGAUGCAGAAAGGAGCUAACUGCAGCCAUUGACCGGGCCUUUGAAGGAGUCAGUCGUUCCCGGGAGUGCUCAGGCCGGCAGAGGCUGGAGCUGGACGCCGUGCCUCUUUCCUUCCCCCUCCCCGUGCACCGGCUCCUCUGCAGGAGGCAUCCGCUGGCAGCCUGCUCCUCUGCGGCUCCCUUUUCUCCUGUCCCGUGUGCUCCUGAGAACGGGAGCCCAGCCUUUGCGCCAAACCACGCCCCCGUGAAUGCAAAGCCACAUGCUCUGUGCCCCAAAAGAAAACCUCUGACCAGCAAGGAAAACAUAUUGAUGCAUUCCUCCAUUUUGGCACCUGAAAGACAGUUUUGGAGAGCAGCAGAAGAUGGGGAGAACUGGCGAAAAGACAGUCUAAGGAAAGAUAUGGAGAAAGAUUUGAAGGUUGAGUCAAACAUGCCACUCAGCAGUUCUAGCCAAGAGGUCACAAAGGAUUUGCUUGACAUGAUUGACCAUACAGGCAUCCGAAGUAUUGAAGAAUUGGCUGGAAAACUAGAAUUUGAAAACGAGUUGAACCGUGUGUGUGGUCGCUGCGAAGAUUCACCCUUCAAAGAGGAAGCCUGGGCCCUGCUGGUGGACGAGAGCCCUCAGAAGGCCUCGGAUGCAGACCCUGGCGGCCUCAAGCAGGCUUUCGAUGACCACAGUAUCGUGGAGACUGUUCUGGACUUGGAAGAGGAUUACAAUUUGAUGACCUCUUUUAAAUACCAAAUUGAGUAAGGACAGUUGACUUCAGCUUUGAUUCUUUACAGCAGGAGACUGAUGUUAGGGCGUCUCUGCAGGGCAGUCACAGCUGUUAUCGGAGGCCACGUUCCUCACAGGCUUGGCAGAAUCUGAAUUACCUCAACCUUUUUGACUUCCAGUUGUGUCCCUUUUUGAGCUGAGAGCCCAGUUUGUUUUUUUAAUUCCGUUGCUUUGAAAUUUUUUUUCUGCACCUUUUUUUUGACAGCUUGUUUUUUUGAUUGAUGUUUAAUAUACUCAGUACCCAAGGCAGGUGGGCCUCUUCUGUGUCUCUUCAUGUUCUUUCCCAUGAACCCCUGAAAAAGUACGGGGGCCACACCCAGCAUGAGAUUUCUGUACCCCCUGGGACCAGCUUGUCCCAGGCCAGCUCAGUCUGCAUGGAGGAACUGGCAUCACGAUGGACCUUGGCCCCACGCCCUUUGCCACAUUCGCAUGCUCUGCCCACAAGGCUGCCUUUGCCCUGCAUGGGCCUCAUACCCUCAUCAUGUCCAGACCCUCAAUCCCCCCAUCCUUGCCCCUCCCCAGCUCAGAGGCCUCUGCAAAGGCCUCCUACUUGUGUCAGAGGGGCUGGCGGCAUCCCUUAUUAGGUUUCCUGGGCUGGAGCCAGCACCCCCUUGAGAGAAAGAACAUUAUCAGAAACUAUUUGGACAGAUCUCUCGAAACCAUGAUGUUCUUUCAGGAAGCCUAAUAAACUGUUGGGCAAGGUAUGAUGCCUCCCAGAAGUUGAGUCUCAGGGAAGUGCCCACCUCCUAGGCAGAAGGGAGGGACAGGGGUGAGGAGGCAGGGGCAGAGCUGUUUGUAAGACCCAAAACUUAAAGCAAGGAGUUUGGGAGGAAGGCCCAGGGGCCGAGGACCUUCCAUCAGGCCAUAUUUUAGGCUAGUGACCCAGCAGAGGGCAGGCUGCAGAGCAGGCAGCACCCCUUUACCACAGGUCUGGAUUCCUCUGGGCUGCCAGGUAGAGAGGAUCUACUCCACAGCUGAGCAGGCUGGGCACUUGUCUGACCCUGAGAACUAGCCUCUGGCCACUUCAUGGGACGGGCCUCUGCUGCCGGGUAGAGGGCAGGAUGAGCUCACCAGAGGCUCCUUCCAAACCACCUGACGCUCACUCCCUGUAGCGGAUAAUAAACAUCAUAGACUAUGGAACUGGGGUUCACUUAUUCCCUGAGCAGGAGGGACAGGAGCAAAUAAGAGGAAACGCUCAUAGCAUCUUGCCUGCCCCACUCGGGGCGGGGCAAAGGGGCCAUCUGGACGGAGAGUUGUCAGGCUACUUGAUAUUCAAAAAACCAGGUCUCGCAACAGUGAGUUCCAAAUAAUAAGCCUUGAUGUGGAUACUCUCCCACAGAGAAGGUGGGGCUGAAUCUUACCUCUUCUUCCCCAACCCCUGCCCGUCACCACCCCUUGAGGUGAGCUGAACUUAGUGACUUGCUUCCAAGGAAUAGAUCUGGGAAAGGGAAAGAUAGUAGAUUGCAUGGAGAAGCCUGGCAGACACCGCUUAACCAAGCGACAAAGGUGAGCACCAUCGCCUGUGCUGUCCUGUGCACGUUACCCACCCCUGACAGGAUGCUAUGAGAAGGGUGCUUCUUGUUUCCAUGGUUAUCCUACCAAAACCUCCCAACCCCAGUCUAAUCGUGAGACAACCAUCAGAUAAACCCAGAUAGAGGGAUAUUCUACAGGAUACCUGGCCAGUACUCAAGACUGUCAAGGUCAUGAUAAACAAGGAAAGACUCCAAAUCUAUCACAGAGCAGCGGACACUGAGGAGACACAGUGACUAAAUGCAGUGCAGUGUCCUGGAUUGCGUCCUGGAACAGAGAGAGGACAUUAAUGGAAAAAUGGAUCAAAUCUAAAUGCAGGCUCAAGUUUAGUUAUUAAUAUGUUUAUGUUUCUUAGUUUUGGUAAAUACAGCACAGUUAUGCAAGAUGUUAACUUUAAGAGGAGCUGGGUAAAGGAUAUGUUUGAACUUAUUAUCUUUGCAACUUUCCUGUAAAUCUGAAUUUAUUCCAAAAUUUAAGAUGUACUUAUUUAUUUUUUUAGCUGCAGUUGAUCCCAAGUUUGUGAAAGGUGUGUGUGAGCACACAUGCAAAACGUUGUUAUGGAG
Hippopotamus amphibius kiboko is the source of this 3785-nucleotide messenger RNA. It is a transcript of the gene C13H3orf62, whose product is annotated as chromosome 13 C3orf62 homolog. The record is from RefSeq and is a predicted model, not a curated record. Lineage: Eukaryota; Metazoa; Chordata; Mammalia; Artiodactyla; Hippopotamidae. The coding region runs from base 901 to 1668 and encodes 255 amino acids. The transcript is spliced from 3 exons.